AUGCGGACCAUAUCGUGGGAAGACCACGACUUUUAUGCGUCACGCGAGAGUUUAGCAGACAUUGACUCUCGUCUAGAGGGCUACACUUCUAUUGUAUUUCCAGAGCUUGCCGAUACUCUAAAUGACGACGCUAUCAACUUCGUCGCCCAUAUUCUCGCCUAUGACAUACACAUGCUUACCUUAGCUAACGAAGAUGCUCACCCUACAGGAACUUUUCAUGGGAGAAAUGGCGCAAAUGUUGUUGGGGUGGCAGUUCUCAGGCAUUUUUGUGACCGGGACGGGCACCUUUUCGACGAAGCCACCGCGAUACGCUUAUCGAAGGUACAAGCCCGCCUACUUCGCCGGCUCUGUCAAGUUGCGAACCCGGAGCACACACAUGACCUGCAGCGAGCUAUUCUCGAUGAUGUCAAAAAAUGGGAAGAUACAAAAGCCAUGGACAACACCGAAGUUGCACUCGAAAAUCGACUCACAGAUACUGUUAUCAUGUGCGAGCUGUCCUCCCUCAGUCUCCAUAACGAGUCGGAUCAUCGGGUCUAG
This is a messenger RNA of Mytilinidion resinicola, 537 nucleotides long. RefSeq lists its product as uncharacterized. The transcript has a single exon. Bases 1 to 537 code for a protein of 178 amino acids. NCBI's taxonomy places the organism in Eukaryota, Fungi, Ascomycota, Dothideomycetes, Mytilinidiales, Mytilinidiaceae. The record is from RefSeq and is a predicted model, not a curated record.